Bombus huntii is the source of this 1346-nucleotide messenger RNA. RefSeq lists its product as uncharacterized. The record is from RefSeq and is a predicted model, not a curated record. The transcript is spliced from 2 exons. The coding region runs from base 291 to 785 and encodes 164 amino acids. NCBI's taxonomy places the organism in Eukaryota, Metazoa, Arthropoda, Insecta, Hymenoptera, Apidae.
UCGAAUUUUCUAUUCGAUCCAGACGCCAAAGUGUCCGUAAAAGGGAGAAUUGAGGCCUUUGAACGGGCAGCACGAAAAGCGCAAAGAAAAACUGAAUCUGCAGAAAAAGAAAAGAUCGCAGAGAAAGCAAUUGUUAGAAAAUUAGCACGAAGAUCGGUUAAAAAGGCGAAAAAAAUUUUAUUAGCGAAACAGAAUAAGGAGGAUCAGAUGAUUACAUCGCAGGUAACAUUACAAACAAUAUCAAAGUAAAAUAAUAUCAAAGUUUGGACGUGAAUCCAAUUUCCAGGCAAAUGCCCAGACAUAUUCAAGUGGAUGACAUAGACAAGGCUAGGCGAAUAGUAGCCGAAUUCAGAAAACCGUUUUGUCAACUGUUGGGCGACAACAAAGUUGACCUCGUGGACAAGAAGAACUUUCACGAAACCGAUACUCUGAGGAGGGUAAAAUCCACCGAUCCUGUGCCUCAUAUCACAGAGAUUAGCACGAGGAAUCUGUAUCCGCAUGGCCUUUGCGAUAAGUCGAACACUCAGUCGAACACUCAGUCGAACAGCCGAGACACGUUCGAAUUGGUGCUUGGAACGCAGACGUCCCAUCGAAGGUCUAGGUUUCUGGAGGGCCUUUUGGGCGACGUCGGGCUUCAGAAUCUGGUAGAACAGAGGACCAGAGUAGCAACGUUUCCGCCCACCCAGUUUGAGGAAGAAGCACCGCAGAACAUGGGUGGCAUCGAUAGCGGUUCUACGUCGAACAGCUUCAACGUCGAUGACCCCUGGGAGCAGGACACCUUAUAGAGAGAAAUUCUCCGGCGAGGGAGUUUAAGAAAUGCCAGGUCCCUGGAGAAUUUGGGCAGUCCACCAAGACCGACCAUAUCUAGUUCGGACUCGGAUGGACGAAACAAAAGCAUUCGUGGUGCAACUUUUAAUAGAGAAAUAAUACUUUAGAGACUAGAAAUGGGUCAACCGUGUCGAAAAUAUAAAGUUAACGAACCAAUGUCAAGAUUUAGGAUAAGAUACCAUAAAGAUGAAAUAACGUAUAAAAUAAAAAAACCUGAACAAGUUACGAAAGUAUUGUAAAGUGGUAUUGCAAUUGUACUUUUCUAAAACAAAUCUGAAUCAUAAUGAUAAAUGUUUAUGAGCUAUGAUAUUUUUAAAUGCUCGGACGGUUAAGCCUGAUGUUGGAACAUUGUUAGUUUCUCUUGAUUCAGGAUAUGUACAAGUGUGGACUCAUCACCCUGAUGCUGGAUUUCUACAAGCUUUCUCAGUUAUUCAUUCUAAACGUGAUUGUGCAUUAGCAUUAGCAACUGAUUCUAAAAAUUAUUUUCUUGUAACAGGUAAAAAAGGAAUGCAUUUAAU